Molecule: messenger RNA, 1814 nt
Organism: Zingiber officinale
Lineage: Eukaryota; Viridiplantae; Streptophyta; Magnoliopsida; Zingiberales; Zingiberaceae
Product: pentatricopeptide repeat-containing protein At4g01990, mitochondrial-like
Exons: 2
Coding region: 105-1667 (520 amino acids)
Cellular component (GO): mitochondrion
Molecular function (GO): protein binding
Source: RefSeq, a predicted model, not a curated record
CUAAUCUGAGUCAUCUGACCGCGAAGACCUAAACCCUCGACCCAGUGUACAAAACCCUAGCAGCGUCGCCGCCUACAAUCAUCUGAGCUCGCUAGUUGGAAAAUAUGAUUACGGCGAAGUGCUCCGUCCGACAACUCUUUCUUCGGUCGGCUGCGGCGACCAAGAUGAGAUUCUGUGCUGCGGCCGCUGCGACAUCUUUGCCGGCCGACGCGGCUGUAGCUACGGCGGUCGGGACUAAAGAAAAGGGUCCGAGCGUACUGUACAACCGUCUAUCGUCUCUGGGGAGAUCUCCCGAGGAGAGUGUCACGAUGACGCUGGACAAGUGGGUGAAUGAAGGGAGGUCUGUGCGCGCGGCUGCGCUGAUUAGGUACGUUAAGGAAUUCCGCAGGUACCGGCGCCACGCGCACGCCCUUGAGAUCAUGGAGUGGAUGGAAAACACUAAACAUACAAAAAUGACUCACGACAUUCAUGCAAUGCGCCUAGGCCUCAUUGCUAAAGUCAGGGGUAUCGAAGCAGCAGAGAAAUACUUUUCCGACUUGCCUGAACCAGCCAAAAAUAGGCACUCGUAUGGAGCCCUUUUGGGUAGUUAUUGCUCAGAGAAAAAUAAGAAUGUUGAUAAAGCUAUUUCUCUUUACAAUGAAAUGAAGAACCAGAACAUAGCCUCGAAUACUGAGGUCCAUUUCAACUUAAUGUCCCUUUAUAUGAGGUUGGGCCAGCAUGAGAAGGUUCUCACCCAGUACCAAGAGAUGAAGUCAGAUAACAUAGUUCCAGAUACGAUUACUUGCUGCAUCCUGAUGAACUGCUAUGCCUCAUUGAAUGACAUUGAAUCAGUAGAGCGAGUUAUAAAAGAAGCAGAGGAGGAUAAACAAAUUAAGUUGAGAUGGUCCGCAUACAGUACCUUAGCUUCCAUUUAUUGCUCAGCUGGUCUAAUCACGAAAGCUGAGUCUGCUCUCAAGAAGUCUGAAAAGCUUAUAGAUGGUCGAGAUCGUCAGCCUUAUCAUUUUUUAAUCAAUUUAUAUUCAAGGAUUCACAAUUUCGAGGAGGUGAAAAGAAUAUGGAAUUCCUAUAAGACUGUCUUUCAAAAACCUACCAAUAUUAGCUAUCUCACCAUGCUGCGGUCCCUGGAUAGACUUGAUGAUAUCAAUGGGCAGCAAGAUUUGUAUGAAGAAUGGGAAUCUGUUUGCAUGAGCUUUGAUGUGCGGUUGACAAAUGUGAUGAUAGGUUCGUAUUUGAGAAAGAAUAUGAUUCAACAAGCGCAGCGGGUUUGGGAGAAAGCUUCAGAAAGGGGCGCUGUUCCUGAUUUCAAGACUUGUGAUAUGUUCUUAGAUUACUACUUGAAGAACAAUGACAUUGAUUCUGCUCUAAUGUGGUUAGAAACAAGAAUUUCAAGGAUGAAACGGAAUGAGUGGAAGUUAAGUCAAGACCAAGUGAACACUUUCCUGAAAGCCUUUGAAGACGCAAAGGAUGUUAAAGGGCAAGAGAGGUUCUGCCAGUGCUUGAGACGGCUCGGGCAUCUUGAUUUAAAUGCAUGUGAAAAGCUCCUUCUAACCUAUUUGGCUGCAGAUGCAACGGAUCCUACACUUCGCCAAAGGAUUAAAGAUGAUAAGAUACAACUGAACUCCCAAACUAACAAAUUGCUUGAUAUGGUCUGUGGAGCUAAUGAAUAGUCAUCCUUUCUAUAGCAUAUGUUAUUGCACUCCCCUCUAUGGAUAAGAUUUAGUCAAACACAACUUGCAAUCUUGUUUGGCGGAUUUAAUAUUCCAUGGAUAUUGCGUAUCAUUUUGAGUUAUUGGAAGUCAUCAGCUGUUUUAAUU